GCUCGGCGGGGCGCGCUGCGGGCUUCGCUCUGCCUCCGUCCGGGUCGGCCCCGUCCGAGCGCCUGCUGUUGCUGCGGAUCCCAGCUUCCGGCGCGUCGAGGCCGCCCCCCCCCACCCCGGGAACCGAAGAUGCCGAAGCCAAUCAACGUUCGCGUGACCACCAUGGACGCCGAGCUGGAGUUUGCCAUCCAGCCAAAUACCACCGGGAAGCAGCUUUUCGACCAGGUGGUUAAGACCAUCGGCCUCCGGGAAGUGUGGUACUUUGGCCUCCAGUAUACAGACAAUAAGGGAUUUCCUACCUGGUUGAAACUUGAUAAAAAGGUGUCUGCUCAGGAGGUCAGGAAGGAGAACCCUGUCCAGUUCAAGUUCAGGGCCAAGUUCUACCCCGAGGACGUGUCUGAGGAACUCAUCCAGGACAUCACCCAGAAGCUGUUCUUCCUCCAAGUGAAGGAGGGGAUUCUCAGCGACGAGAUCUACUGCCCCCCGGAGACGGCCGUGCUCCUGGGCUCCUACGCGGUGCAGGCCAAGUUCGGCGACUACAACAAAGAAAUGCACAAGUCCGGGUAUCUCAACUCAGAGCGGCUGAUCCCGCAGAGAGUCAUGGACCAGCACAAGCUCACCAGGGACCAGUGGGAAGACCGGAUCCAGGUGUGGCACGCGGAACACCGCGGGAUGCUCAAGGAUAACGCGAUGCUGGAGUACUUGAAGAUCGCUCAGGACCUGGAGAUGUACGGAAUCAACUACUUUGAGAUCAAAAACAAGAAAGGGACCGACCUCUGGCUGGGUGUUGACGCCCUUGGGCUGAAUAUUUAUGAGAAAGAUGACAAGUUGACCCCAAAGAUUGGCUUUCCCUGGAGUGAAAUCAGGAACAUCUCCUUCAACGACAAGAAGUUCGUCAUUAAGCCCAUCGACAAGAAGGCACCUGACUUCGUGUUCUACGCGCCCCGCCUGCGGAUCAACAAGCGCAUCCUGCAGCUGUGCAUGGGGAACCACGAGCUGUACAUGCGCCGCCGGAAGCCCGACACCAUCGAGGUGCAGCAGAUGAAGGCGCAGGCGCGGGAGGAGAAGCACCAGAAGCAGCUGGAGCGGCAACAGCUGGAAACGGAGAAGAAGAGGAGGGAAACGGUGGAGAGGGAGAAGGAGCAGAUGCUGCGGGAGAAGGAGGAGCUGAUGCUGCGGCUGCAGGACUACGAGCAGAAGACCAAGAAGGCCGAGAAGGAACUCUCGGACCAGAUCGAGAGAGCCCUGCAGCUGGAGGAGGAGAGGAAGCGCGCGCAGGAGGACGCGGAGCGGCUGGAGGCCGACCGGGUGGCCGCGCUGCGUGCCAAGGAGGAGCUGGAGAGACAGGCGCAGGAUCAGAUAAAGAGCCAGGAGCAGCUGGCCGCAGAACUCGCAGAGUACACGGCCAAGAUCGCGCUCCUGGAGGAGGCGCGGCGGCGCAAGGAGGACGAGGUGGAGGAGUGGCAGCACCGGGCCAAAGAAGCCCAGGACGACCUGGUGAAGACCAAGGAGGAGCUGCACCUGGUGAUGACGGCGCCGCCGCCGCCGCCGCCGCCGGUGUACGAGCCGGUCAGCUACGCCGUGAGCUACCACGUGCAGGAGAGCCCGCAGGAGGAGGGCGCCGAGCCCACCGGCUACAGCGCCGAGCUGUCCAGCGAGGGCAUCCGGGACGACCGCAACGAGGAGAAGCGCGUCACCGAGGCCGAGAAGAACGAGCGCGUGCAGCGCCAGCUGCUGACCCUGAGCAACGAGCUGUCCCAGGCCAGAGAUGAGAACAAGAGAACCCACAACGACCUCAUCCACAACGAGAACAUGCGGCAGGGCCGGGACAAGUACAAGACCCUGCGGCAGAUCCGGCAGGGCAACACCAAGCAGCGCAUCGACGAGUUCGAGGCCAUGUAACGGCCGGGAACUGAGGGCGGAGGCCGCCGCGGGCUCCGCCGGGCGCCCCGGGCUUUAGGAUCAUUCAAUCUAGAAACCCCUCCGUGUGGUCCAGGUCCCUGGCGGGCGGGCAGGCGGGCGGGCGGCGGAAGUGCUCCGGGCCGGAGCCUGUGGAAGGUUCCAGGCUUGCUCUCCCCACUUGUAUCAUAGUGCCAAAUAUAGGCCUGAUUUUUCUGUUUGGAAUUUUUUUUUUGAGUUAUUGAAUCCUUUCCUGCUUUCUGCUUGGGGCAGGACACACGGAAUUGCGGUGCCUGUAAAAGUCUGAGUCACCUUUGCCGGCCCGCGCGGCCCGAGGUUCCGUAUCAUUAAAGAAAACCACGCGGUGCGUCCGUCUGUGCC
Perognathus longimembris pacificus (Pacific pocket mouse) is the source of this 2280-nucleotide messenger RNA. It is a transcript of the gene Ezr, whose product is annotated as ezrin. The record is from RefSeq and is a predicted model, not a curated record. The transcript is spliced from 13 exons. Gene Ontology annotation, biological process: positive regulation of protein localization to early endosome; regulation of organelle assembly; positive regulation of early endosome to late endosome transport. Gene Ontology annotation, molecular function: cell adhesion molecule binding; actin binding. Bases 130 to 1902 code for a protein of 590 amino acids. Lineage: Eukaryota; Metazoa; Chordata; Mammalia; Rodentia; Heteromyidae. Gene Ontology annotation, cellular component: plasma membrane; cytoskeleton; microvillus.